Molecule: messenger RNA, 405 nt
Organism: Cucurbita pepo subsp. pepo (vegetable marrow)
Lineage: Eukaryota; Viridiplantae; Streptophyta; Magnoliopsida; Cucurbitales; Cucurbitaceae
Source: RefSeq, a predicted model, not a curated record
AUGUCGGGCGUUUGGGUUUUCGACAACGGGGUGAUCCGGCUGGCGGAGGGCGGCGGAGGCAGCAGAAACCGGGGGCGGAAUGUUCUAAUUUACACGGCGACGAACGAGGCGAUGACGACAUUGACGGUACUUAAGAACAAGCUGUUGAGUUUGGGAUGGGAAAUUUACUACGAAGAUGCAGAGAUUGUGCAGUUUCAUAAGCCUUCUUCUGUGGACCUUAUUUCCCUUCCCACCGACUUCAACAAGGUCAAGGCUAGACACUUAUACGACGUCGUUGUCAGGAAUCGUAAUCUUUUUCAUGUUAAGGACAUGCAGUCCCAGUGACUGUAGGACCCUCUCUCCCUCCCAAUCACACGACGUCGUUUUCUAUCAUCUCUCUCUCUCUUCGGUUGUGUUUUUUUUUUU